Messenger RNA from Drosophila gunungcola (fruit fly), 1075 nucleotides. Its product is annotated as lysozyme 1. Gene Ontology annotation, molecular function: lysozyme activity. The coding region runs from base 397 to 951 and encodes 184 amino acids. Lineage: Eukaryota; Metazoa; Arthropoda; Insecta; Diptera; Drosophilidae. The transcript has a single exon. The record is from RefSeq and is a predicted model, not a curated record.
UAGUAUUGUAAAUGCACUGUGAGUGUUCAUUUAAAUGGAAUCAAAUCCAUAAUUUUCACGAUUGGGAAAACUAGAAUCAGUUUCUUAAUUAACGUAAAAAAUGAUCAAAAUAGAAAUUCUGAGCAUUUCCAGUUUUUUGUCUCGUACAAGGGAGAAAUGUCAUUCAUUAAAAGUAGAUAUUUAGUAGCCAGAACAAAGUGCAAUGCAAGCAUCAAACAUAUUUGCAUUGUCCGUUCAUUUUCCAGUAUUUAUUACCAAUUUAAGUCAUAAGCCAGGCCAAAUAAUGUAAACCGGUUUCGGAAUCGGAUUAAGCGCGCUAGCCAAGAUCGCUUGAUAUUAGUAAGACACUUGAUAGCCGGAGUUGGAUAGUCACUUCGUGACUGAAUCUCAUUUGAAAUGGUCCGAUCAAGUUGGUUGAAAGUGAGAGUACUCCCGGUGCUGUGGUUCCUGUUUCAGGGGAUCCCCUUGCUGGCCAUUCGCCUAAAGCCCUGCGAACUUGCGGGUCAGCUUUACAUACUGGAUGUCCCGAAAUCGGAGCUGCCUUUGUGGCUGUGCAUUGCCGAGUUUGAGAGCCGCUUCAAUACGCACGUCGUGGGUCAGGGAAAUGCGGAUGGCUCCCGUGACUACGGACUCUUCCAGAUCAGCGAUCGUUUCUGGUGUGCACCGCCAAAUCGGACGGAGUACUAUGCCUUCAAUGAUUGCAAUGUGAAUUGCACUCACCUGCUGAGCGACGACAUCACCAUGGCGGUGCAGUGCGCUCGGCUCAUCCAGAAACAGCAGGGUUGGACGGCCUGGUCCGUUUACCCGGAGUUCUGCAAUGGCACUUUGGAGACCAUCGAGGAGUGUUUCCAGCCGCACAACCGCCACAGAUUGUGCGUUCAGCGAGUUGGACGAGGUCAAAGGUUGUUAGCGAUAGUCUGCCCAUUAUGUCAUCACUGCCGAAAUAUGUGAAUUUGUGUAUGCAAAAUUAAAAUCUUAAUUACCGUCUAUAUUCGACUUGUUUUAUUGGAUGUUUGUUCUGCGAGGUCACAGCGAGCUGCUUUCAUUGUACCCAAUUAACAGAUUUCCUCCUUCU